AUGGCGACGAAGUCGUUGGUGAUGACGACGCGCGAUGAUCGCGCGCUGACGCGGUCGACGCGCGACGCGGAGACGAUCGCGACGCUGCAGCGAGAGCUCAGCUCGAGUGAAAUAGAACGCGCGACGACGGCGCGCGCGAUGGCGGCGCACGAAGAGCGCGCGCGAGAGCUCGAACGCGCGUUGGCGCGCGCCGAAGACGCGCUGGAGGAAGCGACGAGCGAGAUGGAGACGAAGGAGCGAACGCGGAGGGACGGCGCCGAACGCCUGGCGCGACGAUACGAGGCGUUGGCGCGGCGAGUGGAGGAGACCGAACGCGCGGCGAGGCGCGAGCGAGAGGAGUGCGUGAUGUAUAAAACGGAAUGUGAGAGCCUCAGACAGGCACUGGAGGCUUCGACGCGGGAAUUAGGGGCGAUGCAGGUGGACGCCGCGCGCGGGAAAUCGGCGGCGAGCGAGGCAAAGAAUUUUAAAAGAGAGAUUGACAGAGCGCGACGAGAGAAAGACGCGGCGAUGAGCGCAAUUAGAGCCGAGUUGGCGGAUGCGCGGCGGCGGGCAACGUCGUUGGAGGCAUCGAGCACGGAGGUUAAAAGGAUAUUGGGCGACGCGUUGGGGGAGGAGUUGGGCGAGCGCGACGCCGCGACGGUGGCGGCGAGACGCGUGGCCGACGCGAUGCGCGACGCCAAGGCGCGAUUGCAAGCGCUCGAACGCGUUCAACACGCGAAUAGUGCAGAUGGUGCGAGCACGCUCAGAAACUCGACUUCUUCGGCGAUGGAAGACGACGUCGCACUCGUCGCCGAGACGGAGGCCGCGCUCGAAGAGGCCCUCGGCACCGCGCGACGAUGGAAGUCAGCGGCCGAGAAAGAGCGCACUUCGCGAGAACGCAUCGAAAAUGAGCUCGACGACUGUCGCUCGUCCCUCGCGCGCGCGAUCGAGGAAAGGUCUCGAGCCGAAUCGUACGAGCGCGAGCUCGAAGCCGUCGUCGAGCGACUCGGCGAUAGAAUUCGCGCCCUGGAAUCCGCGUCGCCCGCCGUGCGCCGCGACAACGUCGACACCGACACCGACACCGACACCGACGCCUAG
Messenger RNA from Ostreococcus lucimarinus CCE9901, 1077 nucleotides. RefSeq lists its product with no specific name. Lineage: Eukaryota; Viridiplantae; Chlorophyta; Mamiellophyceae; Mamiellales; Bathycoccaceae. The transcript has a single exon. Bases 1 to 1077 code for a protein of 358 amino acids. The record is from RefSeq and is a predicted model, not a curated record.